CUGACCAUGUUUCAACUUGCUGUUGUUCCCUUCAGAACAAGUACAAGCAGAGCGGGAAGAAGUCCAUGUCGUCCAGUUUGUACGCUCAGCUGCCGCAGACGGCCGAGACGCAGCUCGCCGCCAAGAUGUCCGACCUGCAGAGCGAGAGUAAAUACAAAGAGGACGGCAUCAAGAGUCUCUCUCAGAGCUUCUACUCUCAGCUUCCAGAAACUGCAGAGACGCAGUUCGCCAAAAGUGUCUCUGAGCUGCAGAGCGAGGCCAAAUACAAGGAGGCGAGCAGGAAGGAGGCGAGCAGCUGUCUGUACCACCAGCUCCCUCAGACUCUGGAGACGCUCCACGCUAAAGAGGCGACUGAGCUGCAGAGUCAGGUAAAGUAUAAAGAGGGAGGCAAGAAGGAGCUGAGCACCAACCUGUACUCAGCGCUGCCCGAGACCGAGGAGAUGAAGCUCGCUAAAGCCGUCAUGGAGCUUCAGAGUGAGGUGGGUGGACGUUUACGAGGAGAGGUCACCACCGUGGUUCAGGUUCUCAGGUGGAGAAACAUCCUAAAAUCCUAGAUAUGUACUUAAAUCAUACAAAUCUCCUAAAAUCGUAAAAACCUCCAAAAUUCCUCGAAACUUCCUAAAAUCCUAGAAAUGUCCCAAAAUCCUAAAACCAUUCUAAAAUCAAA
This is a messenger RNA of Plectropomus leopardus (leopard coralgrouper), 667 nucleotides long. NCBI's taxonomy places the organism in Eukaryota, Metazoa, Chordata, Actinopteri, Perciformes, Serranidae. The record is from RefSeq and is a predicted model, not a curated record.